UUGUUUGUUUAUCUUAAGAAUUACAAAUUGUUGUGCAACUGAUUAACAAUAGACACAGACACUUGAGAUACGUCUGAAAGCUAUCUGGUCUAACUAACCGAGAUAGUAGCCUGUACAACCGGUCUGAACAGCAAUACCUAUCGACUGGUAAGGCGUUAGCUGGCUAGCUGUCGUGGAGGGUUGAACUGUGGAGGUGACAUUGAAACGUUACUUAGCAAAGGUAAACUAUAGAGAAACUAAGCCAAACGUGUAAACGGGGCCUUGCCAGACGGAGAGACAGAAAGGAACAAGGAGAAGUAGAAGAGACGAAAGGAGGGGUGUAUAGGGUUCCGUGGUUGACGGCUGAAGGACUGGACAGUCAGCAGAGAGCAUGCCUACCGACCGUGAGCCUGGUGCCACAGCCAAGCUGCUACAGCUGCUUCUGCUCUCGACUUAUUGGGGAAUGCAGAUUUGGGUCACCUUCAUCUCAAGCUUCGUGAUGAACAACCACCUGAACAGACAUACCUACGGGUUCAUCCAGUCUCGCCUGGUGCCCUUCUACCUCCACCUGGGCUCCGCCUGUGCCUUCUUCAACCUCACCAUCUACGCAGUCUACCAUCCCAGUGACAUGUUGGACGAGAGGGAAGCCUUUCAGAUCUUCAUCUUCUUCGUGUGUGUGACCGUAGCCGCUGUGAACGCGCAGUGGUUCGGACAGAUGACGUCAGAGAUCAUGGCCGACAUGCACCUCAUCGAGCAGGCUUGCGGCUUGGGCCAAGACAUCGGCCUUUCGUCCAAUAGGGAGGCGUACGCCAAGCUGUGCGAGACGGAUGUGAAGUACGACCAUCUUAGCGGUCGUCUGUGGUUGUACAGGUUCCUGUCCUCCCUCUGCAACAUCUGCUGCAUAGCCUGCAACGCUUACAGCAUUUUCCACAUGGCUGAAAACCUUAUCACUCUAUAACACAAAUGCACCCUCCAAACUGUCAAUCCCCCCCCCCCCCCCCUGUGGUCAGAAACUCUACACCCCCUGGCCAGCAUUUCACACGAGAAAAGGGGUUGUGUUUAUGUCAAAGCUUUGUUAAUUGAGUUCGAAAGGUUGUUGAUGCUUGCUCAUAUGAUACGACUACUUCCUCUACUGGCUUGGAAAUACAUGUCUUCUGUUGCUCAGCGAUGGCUGUGGCGCUUUUUAAAGUGAAACCAAAGGUUUCUGUUGAGUUUCUGUAGCCGUGUGUACACAGAUAGGAGUGAGUGUAGGGGUUCCGGUUGAGAACAGACAACCAUAAUUAACUGUAGUUCUUCUUGUGCCUCACCUUUCACCUGGACUCUGGUUGCCUCCUCUCCUGCCCUUCACGUGCACUCGAGAGCUUUGAUGUGGGUCACUGUGUGUAAAGGUUGUUUGUGCGCGCGUGUAAAACUAUGCAAGGAGGUGAUGGUGUGGGUUGAGCACACAGGGUGAUUGCUGGUGCUCUUUACUUGAGCAGUCACAGUGAAUUCUCUUUUAUAACGCGUAGCAAUGCAGUUUCUUUUUUAUGAGCGUCUGUCCCCUGGGCAGUUUGAAUAGGCACAUAGGUUCUCCUAUCCCGUGUUUCCUGUAAGGCCGGUUUACAGUGUCGCGUUUGGGACCAGGUAUUCAGAGGUAUUUCUGCUACCGUGGAACACAGGUGUCGCCAAUAGAAAUGGUCGAGGUUCCUGCCGCUAGCGAUCCUGCUGACCUUGUUGCAACCUGGUCUUACCGCCUGUGUUUCCGGGCUGCAGUUGUGUUACUAAGCCACUGCUUCAGCUUCUUCCUGUAGUUGAACACCACCCCUCCCUCCCCUCCCUCCCCCUGACACAACAGUGGGCGCUUCCAUUCAUGAACGUGUGGUAUGUGUGGAUGUGUGGUAUGUGUGGAUGUGCUAACAUCACAAUGCAAUCACGAAACUCGAAUAGUACCCUGGUCACUUGAUGAUUUCUAAUACUAUUCUGUCACACAGUUAUUUAUUUAUCUCUUGAAGAGAUUAGCUUUUGAUCUUCACCGUAUGCAGCCUGUUUUGGUUCAGUCACGGAGAUUCUUGAAAAUGCAACUGAUCAAUGUAAUGGUACCCUGGUUCAGAUCCUGGUUCAGAUCCUGGUUCAGAUCCUGUCAGCUCACAAUAUGUGCCAGUCUUCUGUCAUGUCUGCUAAUGACAUUUCAUAUCGAUGAGUGAAAUGAAUGACUAGCUAUUUGAUAGUUUUAUAUUUGCCUAUGAAUAAUAAUUCAUUUACAGUUGUUUAUGGUAUUUAAGUAUUUGUUAUGUCUUUUGUGUCUUGUAAUUGUAUACCGUGUGAUUAUUAAGGGCUUACUGUUUUAAACAAGUGAUGUAUUCUGUAGAAUGUCAAUCAGAUGCCUCUCAGUGUAACAGUACUGUUUGUAUGGGAGCUAAUGAACUGUUUUAUUACGUGUCUAAUGUGGGCGUGGGUUUGUAAUGAUCUUGUGAGACUUGGGUUGCUUUUUGUAUCAAAUAAAUGAUUGAAUGGA
Molecule: messenger RNA, 2473 nt
Organism: Osmerus eperlanus (European smelt)
Lineage: Eukaryota; Metazoa; Chordata; Actinopteri; Osmeriformes; Osmeridae
Product: transmembrane protein 205
Exons: 4
Coding region: 371-937 (188 amino acids)
Source: RefSeq, a predicted model, not a curated record